AUGUUUCUCAACCCGUUUGUUCGUUUCAACAAUCCGGACUUGAUCAUCUCACUCCAGACGAUCUACGCUCCAGCCUGCAGUGGUGGGCAGCUCCGAUCGAACGUCUUAGAAGGUGUCUCUAUGGCGGGCCUUCAUAGCCACUCAUCAAAACACCUAUUCGUCGACGCGUCACUGGAAGACCUGUUGACAAUACAAGCCCUCCUCGUCGCGGCGUUGAUGUCUCUGUCUGAUUCUGGGCUGCAUACCGAGAUGUCCACCGAAUCGACAGAUCCUGAACUGUGGUACGUGGCCUAUGUCGUGGUUGGAAUUGUCAUCUUCUUUUGUGCAGACUCAUGGAGCAGAAACACUGCACUACAUUACACGACUGGCGUGUCUGUGGGAAUCUUGGCAUCAGUUCUUAUUGCUUUGUUUGUCAUCAGCCGUUUUCUACCUCAGACAGUGCGUCGACUGACUUAUCUCAUCGGCAUGAUCGGAGGCUCUGUGUUUCUCUACUGCAUCAAGUUCAUCCAGACGGAGCUACAGGUCAUCCUAAAGGACUACUGGCAGUACGUCGUGGGAUACAUCGUCGUCUUCGGAUUCAUCAGUUUCGCUGUGGUGUACAAAUUCGGUCCCGUGACAAACCCGAGGACAUUGGACCUCGUGCGAUGGAUAUUACAGGGCACUGCCCUGUGUUUAGUUUACUCAGGAACACAGCUUCCCGAAGCCUCCGUAGCGAUUAUUAUUGUUAUGCUGUCGGUGCAUAAUUUUCCGAAAAAAGUUACACUCCUGUUUAAAAGAUUGAGGUAA
Gigantopelta aegis is the source of this 786-nucleotide messenger RNA. Its product is annotated as nuclear envelope integral membrane protein 1-like. Bases 1 to 786 code for a protein of 261 amino acids. NCBI's taxonomy places the organism in Eukaryota, Metazoa, Mollusca, Gastropoda, Neomphalida, Peltospiridae. The transcript is spliced from 5 exons. Gene Ontology annotation, cellular component: nuclear envelope. The record is from RefSeq and is a predicted model, not a curated record.